AUGCGCCCUCCGCGAAUGCUUUUUGGGGUAAGGGCUUCCCGGGUAGGUAGUUAUGUACAGGGGAAAGGAGACGAGAGAAGAGCGGGAGGGAAGGAUGGAUGGAUAGAAGGAAGGAAGGAGGAAGGAAAAAAAAAAAAAAAAAAGAGGAAAAAAAGGCCCUCUCCAUGUUCAAUUAGUCACCAAAUCCGCGACAAGAGCACGUCCAAGAGUGCGGCCGGGCCAGCCCAGAUCCCUUCUCGCUUCUGCCGCUCCCCGAGCCCCUCUCCGGGAAUCCUCUGCCAAAGGGGCGCCGUUAAGCUAAGGACCAGCCUCGCCGCGGGGUACCCCGGGCGCAGAGCCGCUGCUCCCCCCGACGGGGGCGCCCCAGGCCGCCUGCCGCCUCGCGGCGGGCAGCCGGGGACACGGGGACCUGCCGCUGCCUUCUCCCCUGUUCCCCCGCCUCAGCGCGGGGAGCCAGCCAGACCCGAGGGGCGACCCUUCGGCGUCGGCGGGGGACGCGGGACGUCCCCUCCCCUCCGCUCCUUAGCGCCGUCCUGGGCGCUGAGCCACCCGCCACCGCCGCCGGCGAGGACACCGCUUGCUAAAAGUUUCCAGGACAUGUCACUGAACUCCAGAGGUCUUCUGCUGAAAGCCUGCGGGGAACCAGAGGCCCCGCCAGCGCCCGGCGGCAACGGGAGCAAGACAAACACACGUCCGCGUCGCGGCCCGCCCGCCCGCCGGCAUCCCGCACGAGUUGGGGCACAGACCCGCGGGGGACCGAGUGUACUCGCAUCCCGGCCCGAACUCCAGAACUUGCAGGUCCACCACUGCCCCGCGGCGGCAAAGGGUCCCACGCGAGCGGCACGGGAGAUGCACGCGUGACGCCCCCGCGCGCGUCCCAUCCCGCACGGCCGCGGCUCCCUCCCGGCGCUCCUGCCCGCCGGGCGGCACGACGGCCCGCGCCUCCCGAGCCCCCGGCGAACCCAGCGGCAGCGGCGCGACGGAGCGGAGCGGAGCGCAGGCAGGACGGGCAGGGCGGCCGGGGCAGCGCAGGCAGCAGAAGUUUGAAAACCUCCAGCACUUACCUGGCGGGGCGCGUCCCUGGCCGCUCCGGGGAGUCCCGCGCGGGGUGCAACCAUCACCAACAGUGUUUUGGUGGUUUUUGGUGGGAUUUUUUUUUUUUUGGAAAGCCCAAAAGCAAAGCGUCCCUUCCUCCAGGUGUGUAUAUAAGUUACUGUACUGUGUGGGAGGGUCACGAUCUCACUAGGUGCAGAAGAUUCCCCAGGAUUAACCCCUCCUCUCCCUACCCCUUCUGCAACUUGUUGAGGAUUUUAUACACACACGCGCGCAGGCACGGGCACACGGGCACACACGCACACACACGGACGGGAGAGCAAGGAGAAAGCGAGCUCCGCGGAGUCCGGCUGCCCCCCGACGCCGUUGUGAUUGGAUGGUCUUUUCAUGGAGAGGGGACGUCUCAAGUCGAAGUCACGAUUUCUCCUCAGUUUGGAACCAUCUGUGACUGGAGCCAUGACGCAGCCAGAGCACAUUACUCACUUUUACAGUCACGACUUGGAAAUCCGUGCAGUUUCCAACCAAAAUUACACCGCCACCAUUGAAUUAUUUAAUAGGAUCCAGUUAAGGAUUAGAGCCAUUGCAUGCGGUCUUGGCCAGGAGGUGCUCUCACCCCAGCCCAGUGUGCUGUGCUAUACUGAUGUUCAUGGCUGCAUCAUGCCAUUGUCUGCAGGAUCCGCAAUUGUUGCUGGGCUUUGUGUGGUAGGUGCACCAUUUUCUAAGCUUGCUUUUACCGCCAGGCUAUGGCUAAACGUGCUCCGGGGGAAGCUCCUUCCUUGGCUAUUGUCUGCCUCGUGCGUUUUCCAUCCUUUGCAGGUCUGAGUCUGCGGCUAAGCCCCCUUCCACGGCGGUUUCGGAGGGGAUACCAUUGUCCGGGAUAACGAGGUGGUGCAUGUGAGUGCCAGACGGUGUUUCCUUGUCUCUUUUAAUGCAAUCUGAUGACAUGCCUUUGCUAGCCGGAAUGCCUGCGAACCUGCAUGCUCGUAGCCUAGCGAGAACUUCCCCGGCUCUCAGAAGCGGUGAGGGCAUGACGGGUGGUUGCAGCACCGAGGUAACCCUACAUAGCUACUCCGUAUACACCACAACAAUCCCCCACUACUUCGCCUCUAAUUCAGUCAUUCCACCAACUCCUCUGGUGAGGAUAUGACUAAGGACGCGAAGGACGGGCAAUAAUAAAAACAGACGCUCGCACACACACGAUCUGCAGAAAGUGUGAGCACUUAGAGGGGAAAAAUGAGGUGGGAGGAGAAGGGGUGAGUCCAAAUAAAGCAACCUAUAGCCUCUUA
Molecule: messenger RNA, 2339 nt
Organism: Corvus hawaiiensis (hawaiian crow)
Lineage: Eukaryota; Metazoa; Chordata; Aves; Passeriformes; Corvidae
Product: basic salivary proline-rich protein 3-like
Exons: 3
Coding region: 1-861 (286 amino acids)
Source: RefSeq, a predicted model, not a curated record